Molecule: messenger RNA, 1481 nt
Organism: Prinia subflava (tawny-flanked prinia)
Lineage: Eukaryota; Metazoa; Chordata; Aves; Passeriformes; Cisticolidae
Gene: LMCD1
Product: LIM and cysteine rich domains 1
Exons: 6
Coding region: 70-1122 (350 amino acids)
Cellular component (GO): nucleus
Molecular function (GO): zinc ion binding; transcription corepressor activity
Source: RefSeq, a predicted model, not a curated record
CGCGCCAAUGAAAGGCGGCGCUGGGGCAGCGCGAGCGGCGGCGGCGCGGGAGCGGCGGAGCGGACGGAGAUGUCGGGGAGCCAGCCUCAGCUGGGAAGAGGUGUGCCGUGUUUGCGCUGCAGAGGGCUGUGCACGGGCUUCGAGCCACACUCCUGGAGGAAGAUCUGCAAGUCGUGCAAGUGCAGCCAGGAGGAGCACAGCCUGAGCUCGGAGCUGGACGAUGACCGCAAGAUCGGCCGCCUGCUCUCCGGCUCCAAGUACUCCACGCUCACGGCGCGGCUCAAGGGCGGCGACGGCGUCCGCAUCUACAAGAGGAACCGCAUGAUCGUCACCAACCCCAACAUCUCGGGCAAGGACCCCACCUUCGACACCAUCACCUACGAGUGGGCUCCCCCGGGGCUCACCCAGAAGCUGGCCAUGCAGUACAUGGAGCUGGUGCCCAAGGAGCUGCAGCCGGUGGCGGGCACGGACGGGGCCGUGCAUCGGCGGCGGCGGCUGGCGCGGCAGCUCCCGCUGCACGACCAGGACCCGGCCCAGUGCCGCGGCCUCGCCGAGGGCGAGCACCAGCUGAUGGAGGAGUUCGUGAGGAGGUACAAGGCCGAGGCACUGGGGGUCGGCGAGGUGGCGCUGCCGGGCCAGGGCGGCGGCGGGAAGGAGGAGGAGAAGCCCCAGGACAAGAGCAGCGACCCCGGCAGAGCCCCCGAGCCGCCCAACGGGGCCCUGGAGAGCGCGGCCACGGACGGGCACUACCGCUGUGACACCUGCCAGCAGCCUGUGCCCGGGGACUGCCCCGUGGUCUAUGCCGACCGCGCCGGCUACUCCCGGCAGUGGCACCCGGCCUGCUUCGUGUGCUGCCGCUGCGCCGAGCCCCUCGUGGACCUCAUCUACUUCUGGAAGAGCGGGGCCGCCUGGUGUGGGCGCCACUACUGCGAGAGCCUCCGGCCCCGCUGCGCCGGCUGCGAUGAGAUCAUCUUCUCGGAGGACUACCAGCAGGUGGAAGGGCUGGCCUGGCACAACAAGCACUUUGCCUGCCUGGAGUGCGAGACGCUGCUGACGGGCAAACCCUUUGCCCUGGCCAAGGCCAGCCUCCUGUGCACCACCUGCAGCCAGAGCCGGGUCUGAGCAGGGGCCCCCGGGCUCCCUGAGCUCCCACCAGGACUGGGGCAUUUGGAAAUACAGGAGAAGGGGAAGGUUAAAAAUGUAAGAGUCUGACUAUUCACUUGCAAGCGACUCCAUGUCCCCUUGCAUCCAGCACAGCCUGAGGAAAGUAUUUCCUUGGGGUCCUCUGGGACCUGACAGGGAGCCCUUGUGCCCACGGGCGGGAGGUGCACGGUGUACCUGGCCAGGAGGAACUGGAAAGGAGGGGCUGUGCUGUGCUGGUUUUUAUCAAGUCUGUCCAGAUCUUGCAAUAGUCUUUUGGAAAUAACACAUCUCAACAGUAACUUCUGGCAUACUAAACCUACAGUUGUGGUCAACAACAA